GAAAUUGCAAUUCACUCACUAAAUAACUGACUCAAAGUGACUGAUGCGUCAUCUUCUAUGCCAAAAGCUUCGAGCAGCAGAGAGCAGACACACAAGCACAUGGUAUUAGAGACAAAGGAGAUAAUUAUAUAGCGGAGGUGCGAUGGCUGGUUCGGAUCAGGAACAGAAGCGGGCAGGCGACAACACGAACCCCUAUCAUCUGCUGAGGGGACGUUGCCCGGACGACAAGUGCAAGACGUUGCUGUUCUUUCCUGCGCACGAGGCGAGCGUGGAAUGCACCGAGUGCGGACAGAGGCACCAGCAGCGCGCCCUGGUGGACGUGGAGGAGGUGACCAAUCGGUGCGUGGCUGUGCACAACGUGCUGAGGAACGCGCUGCUGGUGGGAGCGCGCGCCCGUCGCCGUGACGACGCCGUCCGCGUUCUCGGCCUCUCCAACGACUACUGCAAGCUGCUCUCGCCACUGCUCACAGAGUACGGGAUGGACCGGACGACGAAGCGGGCGCGGCCGCUGCGAGAGAUGGCGCCACCGUCGGCGGCGGGGGGCAGCGGAGCGGCGGAGACGUUCGAUUGUUCGAAGCUCGGCGAUCGCGCGUUCCUGUUGAAUCCGGAACAUUUGGACGUGCGUGGCUACGGCCGUGACGUAUCUGGCAGCCAACGCUACCUACAGGCAACACUAGACGUCGUACGGAAAUUCAACCGCGGCGACGACGACGCUGGCAAGGACGGUGGCGCCCCCGACGGCGGGGAGGAGAACCUGGUUCCCGUGUAUGCGUCAGGCGAUGGGCAUUGUCUCGUUCACGCGGUGUCGCGCGCGCUCGUGGGGCGGGAGCUGUUCUGGCAUGCGCUGCGCAUGAGUCUGAAACGACACUUCACCGAGAAGCUGGGCAUUUAUCGCGAGCAGUUCAGAGACUUCAUCAGCGGGGCGGAGUGGAGCGACAUCAUCGCCGAAUGCGACCCGUUCUUCCAGCCACCAGAUGGCGAGCCUCUCGGCCUGCGCACCGCGCACAUAUUCGGACUCGCCAACGUGCUCCAUCGACCAAUCAUAUUGCUUGACAGUCUCGAGGGAAUGCAGAGUCUCGGCGAGCACUCGGGCGUGUUUCUGCCGGGACUGCUGGAGCCAGAGGAGUGUCGUACGCGCGGUGUCAUGAACAAACCGAUCUGCAUUGCGUGGAGCUCCAGCGCUCGCAACCACUUCAUAUCCCUAGUAGGAGUGAAAGGUAGGAGCUUGCCGCGCCUGCCCAGGUGGGUGAUCAGUAAGACGUGGGGAAUGCCCAGCUCAAGCAUAGACUCCUACGUGGAGUUUGACUCUGACCAGUGCUGCACCAUAGGAGGCGACCGCUCACUAUCGGUGAGUGCGUUUGGCAGCGAGGUUCUUGUGCAGAAGGUUGCCAACCAACUGCUGGCUUACACGGCGAAUCCCGAGCCAAGGUCGCGCGACGACGAAGGUCACGAAGGUCGCCCGUCGCCGUACGUCGAUAACGUGCCGUCGAAGAUUAUCAUGAAGGGCCACAAGACGUUUCACAAGGAGGAGCUAGGAGUGAGCGAGACAGAGCGCACGAUCAGGGCGCGCAUUGAGCGGAGAGCCGUCGAGACGCAGAGUCGAGCGAGCGGCGGCGGCCAUGCUGCGACGCCGACGGCGAGCACGAAGAAACGCACGGAUCCCGCCGCCGCGGCUCCUGCGCAUACUGCCCACCAGUUGCCAACCCAAGUGCCAAAGAAAGAGGAGGUAGGCAAGAGUAACGUGGGGCAGGCAAGCAAGCCUAGGACCGUUAAGAAGAUUCGUGUGUCCACGAUGGAUAGCAGACAGGUCACCUUGAACCUGACCUUGACUACGACCUUCGCGCAGCUGCAGCAGCAGAUCGCCGACGCGCUGGGCAUCCCCCGGGAGAGGCAGCUGAUCCGGUGUGGCUACCCUCUCAAGGAGCUUCGCGUGGAGGAAGGGAGGGAGAACGAACCGGUCGCGCUCGAACAUGGGGAGAAGCUGUCCGUGACGAUGAGGCCAGAUCCUUCAAAAGACAUGGCCGCCGUUGCCAUGGCGCAGGGGCCGCAGGUGGAGGCAGCGGUGGAGAGGCAGAAGGCAGUAUGGAGUAACUUCAAGGCAGACAUACACGACCAGUCGGACGACGAGUUCCUCAAGGGGUUAGACCAACAGAAGGAGAGUGAGUUAUCUGCAGCAGCAGCAGCAGCAGCAGCAGCGCCGCCGCCUGCAGCCUCUAACACGCCUUCUUCUUCACUAGAUGAGAUAGCAGCGGCGUUGAAGACGAGCGCACAUAACGUGCAGCACGAUCCGUCCGUGUUCACUGUUCCCUUCAACCAUCCAGGCAGCAGCCACCACCACCACGCCGCCGCUGUUGCCCCCGUAGCCUUCUCCGGCCAGGGUCACAGCCUGCAAGAGUUAAAUGCAACCAUGAAGCUCAAAAGUCAGUUCGAUCUUGAGGACACUGGGGCAUAA
Messenger RNA from Priapulus caudatus, 2452 nucleotides. RefSeq names its product deubiquitinating protein VCIP135-like. The transcript has 14 exons. Gene Ontology annotation, molecular function: cysteine-type deubiquitinase activity; protein binding. NCBI's taxonomy places the organism in Eukaryota, Metazoa, Priapulida, Priapulimorpha, Priapulimorphida, Priapulidae. Gene Ontology annotation, biological process: endoplasmic reticulum membrane fusion; protein K11-linked deubiquitination; protein ubiquitination. The coding region runs from base 143 to 2452 and encodes 769 amino acids. The record is from RefSeq and is a predicted model, not a curated record.